GUGCGCCGAAUGAAAAUAAGCCGCAGUCAGAUAAAAUCCGAAAGAUAAUUAGUAUUUAGUUCGGGAAGUGUGCUUGAGCCGGCCAAAUGUACUACCGCGGUAUUGCUCGGAAACGGUUUGCAGUGUGCAGUUAGUGGUGGUGAUCUUGCUGCGCUCAGAACUUGGAGUGCGUGAAAGUUUUUCCGCCCCGUUUCUAGGUCAAGUGAAAUCCUCCCGUGCCGGAGACUGCGCCCAGGUGGUCCCUUCUGCAAAUGGUGGUGGUCCAUCGCCGGUGCCGCUGCUGUUUGGUGAGACCCUCGGCUGUCAAUUGGCUGCGGGCCCGGGGGACCGGUGGAAACUCCCCCGGUUCGGUUUCACACGCAAGUGUCCAGGUCAACCCUUUUCGAAAGCUAUCCGAGCGGCGAGCAGCAGAAAUUAAUGUCUUCCUUUUCACCGAAAAUGACUUCCAAAGUGAAUAAUUACUCAUUGACACAGAGCGAUUGGUGCUGGUGGGCUGCAAUCAUAAUUAAGGCCAACAGCAGUAACAACAACUACAACGACGACGACGGCGGCCAAGUCCGGGAACAGCUUCCCCACCGCGGGCCCAACGGGAACGACGCAGACGGGGAAAGAUAGUCCUGAACACGGGAAAGCAGCCUCGCCAUCAGAAGCAGUGCGUGUGAUAUUAGCCCGAGGGUACGAAUUACGCGAAAAUAAAACAGUUUCAGCUCCUCGUGGUUGGUCGUUUUUGGGGCCCCGUCUCGUAAUUGAUGACUCGAACAGAGUGACGCUUUUGAACAACGAAACGAACCAACAUACAAACAAACAAAAAAAAAAGUUCUCCAAAAAACAGUUCCUCGAUUGGGGCACGACUUAAUUAAAAUUCAAUAAAAUUAAUAAGAGAAAAAAAAACGGUGCAGUGAAAAUCUCAGGUGCACGAGUGAACUCAACUCCGACGCGUCGUCGUGAGGAAGCAGUAAGUGGUGACGGGAGGAACUCUCGAUAUAAUCGCUUUUAACGGGCUGUGAUAUUUUGUUGCGAUCGCCGUGGGUUAGUUAAUAAGGGAAGUUCAGCUGCCGGGGGUAAUUGGAGGAAGAAGAGACGGGAUCUCCACCAAGUGACAUACAGCAACUGCAGCAUCGAGAAGCGGAACUCUGGUGCCCUAGCAAGUAGCAACAUGCGUUUUGUGCUGAUUGCAAUUUAUUUGAUAUUAAUUAUGCCCAUCACUGGAUCAUGGUGGGCCGAAGGCAGUAACAUUCUGCUGGAUCCUGCGCAGGUCUGCGAGAAUAGGAACAACAAGAAGGCCAAGCGGUUGACCGGAAAGCUGGCGGAAAUCUGCAAAAAUGACACCUCGUUGAUGAAGGAAAUCAAACGGGGCAUCAGUCUGGGCUUCCGGGAGUGCGAGAACCAGUUCCGGAACAACAUGUGGAACUGCUCGUGGACGAUCAAGCGCAGCAUGCGGCGGAUACUGACCAGAGAUACCCGCGAGACCGCGUUCGUACACGCAAUCACGGCAGCCGGAAUCACGUACGCCGUUACGAAGGCCUGUACGAUGGGGGACCUAGUGGAAUGUUCCUGCCAGAACCACGUCAAAAAGAGCGUCCAGAAUUACCCAAAUGGCGUCGGGGUAGGAGGCGUUGCCGGUUUGGCCGGAGGAAUCGACGGGCCUGGGCCCGGACCUGGUGGGGGAAAAAAUGGCGCCCGAAAGGGUAAGAACGGCGGUGGUGGUGCUGCAGCCGCCGGUCGAAAGGUAAACACACGCAACACCAUGCUGAUUACCUCGUAUCGGAACGUCAAUAGCAAUUUCAACUACAAUAGUCUGGCCGCACCGGGAGCCAAUAAAAGGGAUGUUGUGAAAUCGGUGCCGAGUCCGACUAAACCUGCUGGGAACGGUGGGAAAGAAGGCAGCUGGGAGUGGGGUGGAUGCGACGAUAAUGUGAACUUUGGGUUUAGGAAGUCGAAAGAUUUCUUGGACGCACGGCUGCGGAAGAAGAGCGACAUCCGGACACUGGUGAAGCUGCACAACAACAAUGCGGGACGAUUGGCCGUAAAGCAGUUCAUGCGAAUGGAGUGCAAGUGUCACGGACUGUCCGGUUCCUGUACCAUGCGAACCUGCUGGAUGAAGAUGCCCCCGUUCUCGGAGGUCGGAGCUCGCCUCAAGGAGCACUUUGACGGUGCUACCAAGGUGAUAGCGAGAAACGACGGUCACAGCUUCAUGCCGGAUGAUCCUUCGAUUAAGCUCCCAACCAAACGGGAUCUGGUGUACACCGAGGAUUCGGAUGAGUUCUGUGAACCGAGUUCGAAAACGGGUUCCCUUGGGACACACGGCCGGGAGUGCAACAUCACUUCCAACGGGGUUGAUGGGUGCAAUUUAAUGUGCUGUGAGCGAGGACAGACUCGGAAGCAGGUCGAGGUCAAAAGAAACUGUAAGUGCAGCUUCAAGUGGUGCUGUGAGGUGACGUGCAGCACAUGUAUCGAUGUGAAGGAAGUCUACACGUGUAAAUGAUGGCAUGGGGCAAGAAGGAAUGGAAACUCUUUAGGUGGCAACCCGGCAAGACUGAUCCAAGUGACAAGCAGUGAAGAAACGAGUAUUGUUCUAUAAGUGAUUUUGGCUGUAACGUUUUGUAAAAAAUUAGCAAUCUAGAAUUUGAAAUUGAAUGCAUUAAAUGAAUCAGAAAAUUGUUGUAUUUCGGCGCAGUGUGACUUACCAGAUCUUUGAAUAAGCUUUAAACACAUUAUGUAAGAAUUGAAUAUUACUAAAAACCAGUUUACUAAUAAGUAGAAUAGGCUUGCAAUAUUUAUUGUUAAGUGUGGUUAAACCAGUGCUUUCAACAGAA
Ochlerotatus camptorhynchus is the source of this 2816-nucleotide messenger RNA. It is a transcript of the gene Wnt6, whose product is annotated as Wnt oncogene analog 6. Bases 1157 to 2485 code for a protein of 442 amino acids. NCBI's taxonomy places the organism in Eukaryota, Metazoa, Arthropoda, Insecta, Diptera, Culicidae. Gene Ontology annotation, cellular component: extracellular region. Gene Ontology annotation, molecular function: frizzled binding; cytokine activity. The record is from RefSeq and is a predicted model, not a curated record. Gene Ontology annotation, biological process: multicellular organism development; cell fate commitment; neuron differentiation. The transcript has 4 exons.